Molecule: messenger RNA, 1845 nt
Organism: Fusarium pseudograminearum CS3096
Lineage: Eukaryota; Fungi; Ascomycota; Sordariomycetes; Hypocreales; Nectriaceae
Exons: 5
Coding region: 1-1845 (614 amino acids)
Molecular function (GO): NADP binding; N,N-dimethylaniline monooxygenase activity; flavin adenine dinucleotide binding
Source: RefSeq, a predicted model, not a curated record
AUGCGUGUUGCUGUCGUUGGCGCUGGACCUGGAGGUCUUGUUACGCUCAAGUACCUCAAAGAGGCUACCAAGUUCUUUGACAUUGACCCAAUUGACGUCCGUCUCUUUGAGCGUGAAGAUGAAGUUGGUGGAACCUUUACAAAGCGUACAUACGAGGAUGCAGAGCUUGUGUCUUCCAAGUAUCUGACAUGUUUCUCUGACUGGCGUGCGGACCUCGAAGAUCCAGACUUUUUGAGCGCUGAUAGGUUCAUUCGGUACUUGAAAGAGUACGCAGACCACUUCAACCUCUGGCCUGAGAUCUCACUCUCAACGCCUGUUACUUCUAUCAGGCGAGGCCAGGCUGGUGGUCACAUUGUUCAUUACCGUGGCCCAGAUGGUAUUGACAAGACUUGGGAAUGUGAUGCUGUCGCUGUCUGCAGCGGCCUUCAUGUCACACCCAAUAUCCCUGAUGUCCCUGGCAUCGACAAGGUCAAGAUUGUCAAGCACUCUUCCCAGUUCAAGAAGAGAGAUGAGUUUCCUCAAGGUAGCCAAGUUGUCGUUCUUGGUACUGGCGAGACGGGUAUGGAUAUCGCCCAUCUGGCUGUUACUUCGCCUACAAAGCGUGUUGUUCUUUGUCAUAGACAGGGUUUCCUUGGAGCACCAAAGAAAAUCCCCAAUCCUAUCUUAUUUCCCAUCUUUGGCAACAAGCCUAACCCCAAUGCCCAGGAGCUGCCCAUUGAUGUCAGCUGGCAAGCUCCACUGCUUGACUCCUACUUGCCACCCUUCUUGAGAGAUCGUCUCUUCACAUGGAGAUUCCAAGACAUCAACAUCAAGCUGGCUAACUGGCUUUGCUCUGGCACUACCGCCGGAGUUGACCAGUGGAUUGGAGGUCUUGAUGCUGACCGUUUCCAUACAUCUCAGAGUUUUUUCAACAAGGCUGUUUGGAGAUGCCUUCACUACAUCAGUGAGCCUUACCGACCUACCAACCCAGGUCUUGUAGAGCGCAUCCGCCGUGCAAUUGUCACGAUUCCUGUCAAGGAGGUGCCAGGCAACAAGUACAUCGACUUGGCUCCUUGGCCAACUCAUAUCGAUGAUAAAGGCAUUAUGCACUUCAGAGAGAACGGUCGCCCUGAAGCAGAGCGCAUGAAGACCCUCGGCUCUGUGAAGCCGGACAUGGUUGUCUACGCUACAGGUUACCGUCAGGAAUUUGGCUUCUUUGAUGAAGCCAAUAAGAAUGGUGAAGAUUACCCAACCUGCUCUGAUGCAGAUGUACGCUGCAUCUGGCGUCACAACGAUCCCACCGUUGGUUUCAUCGGCUUCAUCCGUCCUGGCUACGGUGCCAUUCCCCCUCUUGCAGAGCUUCAAGUCCAGCUUUGGCUCAUGACUCUCAUCAAGCCUGAGGUUGGCAAGUCUCUCAGCUCUAGGGAGGAGUAUCACUUCAAGCUCCAUGGCCACAAGCGUAUCGACUAUGGUGUUCACCACGAGUCUUAUGCGUACCAGCUGGCUCUUGAUAUGGAUGCUGUCCCCAGCUUCUGGGACGGCGUCCGAGUCGGUUGGAACGCAGGUGCUAAACACCCUGGUCUCUGGUGGCGUCUGCCUGUUUUGUGGUUGACUGGCGCUCAGUUCAACACCAAGUUCCGUGUGGUUGGACCUUAUCAGUGGGAUGGCGCUGUGGACGUUCUUGGUGGUGAACUUUGGGAGACUAUCACCAGACGCGAGGGUCUAUUUGGCGCCUUUGUUAUGACAAUUGUUCCCAUGACUAUGGUUGGUACGAGCAGCAUUAUCAUGUGGUUUGUGGGAUUGUUUACGGCGCUGCUGAGUGCAAUUGGAAGCUUUGCCAAGGGCACCUUCUGGAGAGUUGUGUAA